Molecule: messenger RNA, 3129 nt
Organism: Magallana angulata
Lineage: Eukaryota; Metazoa; Mollusca; Bivalvia; Ostreida; Ostreidae
Product: glutamate carboxypeptidase 2-like
Exons: 20
Coding region: 247-2535 (762 amino acids)
Molecular function (GO): carboxypeptidase activity
Source: RefSeq, a predicted model, not a curated record
CAUGGGAAACUUUUUAGAUCCGCGCAUGGCAUUUAUUUUUGGUACGUUCGUUGCGAUAGGAGUUCGUUUGAUUCGGCUCCCCCGCUCUUUGAUUGGUUUAAUUACUACCUAGUAAGUACCGAGAGAGCUCGUGCCGGCACUACUCCGGUACCUCCGAAUUUACACGUAUAGUCUUAAAGCGCAGCUCUACAUGACUUCAGUUGCAUGCGCAGUGUUUUCACGAGUUGGAUUAUAAGUUGAAAACUAAUGACAAACGUUUGGUUCUCCAACAUGACCAUUGACAAUGAGGGUGUGUACAAGAAAGCAGGAUGGGGCAGGAGUCAGUACGCGGUGGUCUUCGUGUGUUCCCUUCUAUUCAUGGGGAUGGGGAUCGGGAUAGGCUAUGCAGUCGGCAGGAACAAUUCCAACUCCAACAUUCCACAGGCAGGCGACACCGCCCAGGAGACGGCGACAAAACCCCCCAGAUCUCCUCAUCCUAUAGAUACCAUCCUCAGUAGUAUCAACAAGGAUAACAUCAAACAAAACUUAUGGAAAUAUACAAGUCGUCCGCGCAUGUCCGGAACCCCGGGCGGAUACGAGUUGGUGCAGAUAUUACAGGAAGCGUGGAGGUCAUCCGGUAUCGAUGAGGUCAGGGUCACUCCUUAUGACGUAUUGAUGUCGUACCCCAACAGGACGAAUCCAAACCGGGUUCAACUUUUGACGUCAUCAGGACAGUUGAUUUUCCAGUCUGCUUUAUUUGAGCCUGCUCUGGACAGUCUCAGUAAUAACUCUGAAAUCAUUCCACCGUUCAAUGCCUACGCUGCGGCAGGAAUCAGCGAGGGCGAUUUGGUGUAUGUCAACUAUGGUAGGAUAGAAGAUUUCUUAUACCUCACCCAGAACAUGUCCAUUGAUCUGAAGGGGAAGACCUUAAUUGCUCGAUACGGCAAGAUCUUUAGGGGUGACAAGGUGAAGAAUGCACAGCGGUUUAACGCGUCAGGGAUUAUUAUGUACACCGACCCAUCGGAUUUCAAUAGAGGAAACUCGACCUACCCAGACUCUUGGUGGAUGCCACCCUCGGGGCUACAGAGAGGAACGGUGGGGGGUGACGGAGACCCCCUCACUCCUCUCUACCCAGCCACAGACUACGCAUACAGAGUAAAAGAGUCCGAUGUCUCCGGAAUAAAGAUUCCUGCUCAGCCCAUUAGUUAUGGCGACGCCCAACACUUUUUAAGCGAGAUGGGUGGAGAAAAGGCGCCAUUGGAAUGGAGAGGGGCGUUACCUAUCACCUACAGAAUAGGACCAGGCUUCCGAAACUCCUCUCUAAAGAUAAGACUAGAAGUGAACAACUUUGAAGAGAAGAGAACUGUCGAAAAUGUGAUAGGCUACAUUAAAGGCAAAACGGAACCAGACCGGUAUAUUCUCCUUGGCAACCACCACGACGCCUGGGUAUUUGGCGCCAUUGACCCUCUCUCUGGUACAGCGGUCCUGACAGAACUUAUCAGGGUUUUCGGAGAAAUGCUGAAAUCCGGAACCCGCCCCGACCGUACGAUAGUUUUCUGUGCCUGGGGAGCCGAGGAGCAUGGCUUGAUCGGUUCUACUGAGUGGGUCGAGGAGUACAUGAAGGUGCUGUAUGAGCGGGCCGUGGCCUACCUUAAUGUAGACUAUGCGGUAGACUACAACUAUGUGCUGUUUGCAGGGACGUCCCCUCUCCUACAGGAUUCUCUGUACCAGGCCACAAAACUAGUUCCCAAUCCCGACACAAGCAGCUCAGAUAAGACGCUUUACGAUGCUUGGAAAACCAGAGAUAAUUCGAACGACCUUGAACCUAGUGUGUAUUACUCCCUGGGGUCGGGCAGUGAUAUGGCCACGUUUUACCAGAGAGCAGGUGUACCCUCUAUAGACAUGUGGUUCACGUACGACGAAAACAAAUGGGACAUUUUGUCGUACCCAGUGUAUCACUCGGCGUAUGAGACCGUUUACCUGUACGAAAACUUCAUAGACCCCGGCUACUCAUAUACAGCAACAAUGGCCAAGCUAUGGGGAGUACUGGCUUGGAAUAUUGCAAACGAAAAAGUUCUCAAAUUCGAUGUCAGAAGAUAUGCAACAGCAAUUAAUAAAUUCAUAGGAAAUUUAAAGACGGAGUUCGGUGCACAAUGGACAAAGCAAAAUGUGAACAUAGGUGCGCUUGAGUCUGCGGCGCAGAAUCUAACAACGGAAGCAGAAAAUUUUCAUCAAAAAGUGCAGAGUUUGCACGCGACAAGCUCGGCAGCAAACGUCCUACAGAAAAGGAUGAUAAACGAUAAGUUGAUACAGUUCGAGCGAGCUUUCAUUGACUGUGAGGGACUUCCAGGCCGACCAAUGUACAAACACGUUAUGUUUGCUCCCAGUCUUUACGACUCUUACUCCGAUAAUAGUUUCCCGGGCAUUGUUGACACUAUGAACGAGAUUGAAAAUCAGAAUGCCACGGCAAAGUGGGAAGUUUUAAAGCAGCAGGUAUCCAUCGCUACUUUUAUUAUACAGUCCGCAGCAAACACGUUAAAAGAAGUAGGAUUAUGAAGUUAAAAAUUCUUGUACAUAAUUUAUUCUCAAUUCAUAAUUAUGUUCAAAUCUAGAAUUUAUUUUUAUUGACUUAUCAAUUAUUUAUUAAAUUUUGUAUUUCUUGUAUUUAAAGCCUUUUAAUUCCAAUCAACAUACCUCUUUAUAUAAAUUAGAUGUGUACAAGAGGAAGUGAAAUUAAUUUGUGUUUUUGUUAAGCAUAGUUAAUUUCAAAUACAAUUAAAAUUACAUAUCGUAAGUUUUUGAAAGCAUAAAUGUACAUGUCAAAAAAAAGCGUAUGUACUUUGUUAUGAUUGUUGUUUUUUUCUAUCUUAAUUCCUCAAGUUUAUAUCAAUUAUGUUGAUGAGGGACGUUUUAAAAACACAUAAAAACCAUGCAUGAUAAGUAGGCGUUAAUUUAUAUAAUCACAAUUAUAUAUUAUAUCAUAUCAACUUCUUCAUUUUUGAAAUAAUAUGUCAUUUAUGUUAAAGGUCCGGGAAGUGUCGAUUAUUGUUAAUUCCUAAUUAAACACGUUAUUGAUAUUUGCGUACAUGUAUAUUCGCUAGAAGCACCUCUGGCGGAGUUUGAAAAUUUGUUUUUAAUUUUUGGAGAGUU